This is a messenger RNA of Xyrauchen texanus (razorback sucker), 2614 nucleotides long. Its product is annotated as tetraspanin-31-like. Gene Ontology annotation, cellular component: membrane. The coding region runs from base 114 to 749 and encodes 211 amino acids. NCBI's taxonomy places the organism in Eukaryota, Metazoa, Chordata, Actinopteri, Cypriniformes, Catostomidae. The record is from RefSeq and is a predicted model, not a curated record. The transcript has 6 exons.
GGCAAGUUCGAUAGCCGGGAGAAGAAGAGCAGCCGUUAGCAUAGAUACUACAGUGAAACCAUCACCAAUAACAAAUCAUUUCCAUUUCAUCGGUAAAUGACUGAAGAUUCAACAUGGUCUGCGGAGGAUUUACGUGCUCGAAAAACGCCAUCUGUUCGCUAAAUGUAGUUUACAUGCUGGUUGGCCUCUUACUGAUUGUCGUAGCAGCAUGGGGUAAAGGCUUUGGGAUUGUCUCCAGCAUUCACAUCAUUGGCGGCGUGAUCGCUGUGGGAUUCUUUCUCCUACUCAUCGCCAUUGUGGGGCUCAUUGGAGCCGUCCGCCAUCACCAAGUUAUGCUCUUCUUUUACAUGGUCAUUCUGUUCAUCGUGUUCCUCUUCCAGUUUGGAGUGUCAUGCUCGUGUCUGGCAAUGAAUCAGGGUCAGCAGGAGAAACUAUUGUCCUCAUCCUGGGGAAUAAUGAGUAACGAAACCAGAGACAAUCUGGAGAAGAAGCUGGACUGCUGUGGCCUGUUCAACAAUACUCAACACAACGAAGAGUUUGUGUCUGACCUCGUCCUCUGUCAGGCCCCAUGUGUAAAAAACACCUGUAUCACCUGUGGUCAAAAGAUGCUCCAGCAUGCCUCAGAGUCUCUGAAAAUCCUGGGAGGAGUUGGUCUCUUUUUCAGCUUUACAGAGAUCUUAGGGGUUUGGCUAGCCAUGCGCUACAGGAACCAAAAGGACCCUAGCGCAAACCCCAGUGCUUUCUUAUAGUCUCUCCAACCCUCUUUCCUAAACUACGUGUAGUGUAGUCCAGCUAUCCCAGAUCCCUUUUGCCCAGGUAGAGUGGAGCUCACCGAAAGACAUUCAGGCAUUAAACACAGAACACAAGCACUGAUCCUCAACUGUUUCAACAGAUUCAAAUCCGCUCACAUGCUUCAGAACUGAAUUAUUGUGCAACAAAUGCAGCAUAAACACAAACCCAUCCAUUUUAAUGUUAGAUCUGACCCAUUUUCCAAGGUCUGCAGACAGGCAAAUUUAAACCAGCAGAGGAUGGAGGAAACAUCAUGUAUGAUAGGAUGAUUACAUUGACACUCCCCCAUCCUUGAUUUGAGAGACUUCCUGUUCUGUGUAUGCAAAUCAAGAACCUGGAACGUAAACGUCAUCGAUGUCUGCAUGUUCAUAUCCUUAGAUCAGUCUAAUUGAAGGAUAUUGCACCACUCAGGCUAUAUAGUGUAUAGCAGUAGUUUAUAAAGUUAGUUGGCAUCCAUGGUUGUUAAUGAAGUAGUCAGGGGGAAAUUUUUGUCACAUAAUUCAUCUCCCAGGUCUGCCUAGAAUUAGUGCCAACCUGAUAAACAUCUGUGUUUUGUGCAGUGCCUAUGAAAUCCGUCUCAAUGAGGUGACCAGUCCAGACAUUGGGAUAUUAGUUUAGGAAUUAGACUUAGAACAAAAAUAUUUAAGAACUUGUGCAACUGAGCCAUGCGAAUGGGAGGAUUUUCCCUGCCGACGGACUGCAGCCCUCUUGUUGUAAAUAGUCUUUAACGUGACGGGGUCAAUGUUCACGCAUUUACAGCUUCUUUUCCAGCCUUGUUUAUACCACAGAGAUCCUACUGUCUCAGCCGGGUCUUGAUACUUUCACUGGACUUUUUAAAGGGAUUGUACACCAAAACAUUCUGUCAUCAUUUACCGAUGCUCAACUUUGUUAUUCCAAACCCAUAUUCAUUUAUUUCCUUUGGAACGCAAAAGGAGAUCUUAGAUGUUAAAAGUCAAUCAUGUUAAAUUAGUAAAUGUUGAUAAAAAUUCAAUUUAUGGGUAAACUAUUCCUUGGUUCUUGAUGUCUUUUGAAGCUUAGUAUUACUUACUGAUUUAAUGUUUUAAUAUCUUAUGCAUUGUUUUGUGGACAUUUGUGUUGGAAUAAUCUCAGCGUGCCAUUUAUUUCAGUGCUGUAAGCAAGAUUUACUCAGUUAUCUGAUGGCUUUGAGCCAAAACACUCAUGCACUUAAUUAGUUUUUAUCAUUUGCAUACAUUAAUUGCUUGUGCUUUUUGCUCCGUGCUUCAUGAUGUGUCCAGUGUUGCUUGUUUCAAGCUAUUUUGAAAAUACUAUCUGCAUUAUGUUCCUUUAACCUUUAAAUAAUGUGCUAUUUACAUUAAGUCCUUUUUGUUAUUUUUGCAAUCGUUUUCUUUUUUGUUUAAUAGUGUUAAGUUGCCAUUCAAGUGAGGCUUUUUAUUUUACAUUUUAUGUUGAAAUGUGUUAUUAUGGUAGGUAGAUCAUUUGUAAAACCUUAUGUAUAUGUACAUAUGUUCAUUACUUAUGUUUCCUCUCCUCCGUCUUCCCAAUAUGUCCAUUUGUUAAUUUUCACUCUCCGUCUUAACUGCUUUAUUUUCCGCUCCACAGAAUAAAGAAAAUGGGAACACUCGAGCAUCACUCAGUACAGCUCAAAUGUGUUCAGCUUCACUUGGUCAUGUGUAUUUCACUGAUGGAUUUUGAAGGAAUGAAAUCGAUGUCAGUGCUAUAGUAGUUAUUUAUUGCUGUUGAGAGAAAGUCGCAGUACCCAACAUGGUGAGCUGUUAGCACCAUUUUCCCAGGAUUCGCUUUGUAUUUUUGAAACAGACUUUUCCAAUUAAAAUUCUUUCUUAGA